AUGGUUUCAUCCCUAGCUAGGAGUGUUGAUCCAGUCCUUUCUGCCUUGACAGGCAUCUACGCCACUGUUACACAGCCUUGUGGGGCAGGCAUUCUUCCUCAGUGUGGUGGCAUUGGCAGUCACGUUCCCAUAGUACACUGUGUAUCUGCUGCUGGUUUUGGAGGUGGUGGGCUUGGACCAGAAGAGGAAAAUGGUCUUUCUCCUGAAACCUGCUAUGGCUGCAAAACGAAUAGACACCAAAAGAAAAGUGUCUGGAGAGGACAGACUUCAAACCUCACACUGGAAGGAGUUAGUCUGGCCAGUGUGGAUGUGGAUCAGCCGCUGAAACUACUCCUCAAUCGCUCACAACUCAAACCCAGUGAAGCCAUACUGGAACUGCUGCCCGCUGUCAGAGCACUUGCUCAACAUGUAAUGUACACCAUCACAGCUGGAAACCAUGAUGGAUUCUUCCAGAUCAGACAGCGGGCGGGUAUCAGUUACCUGCACAGCACACACAGGACGCCCUCAAUGAGACGCUACAGACUGCAGAUCAGAAGUUCUGCUCUCUCUAAAGAAAUGGACAGAGAUGAGCGACUUGCGCCAAACCUGCACAUGACACUCCACAUUACACUCCAGUAGAGAAGCUGGAACUGCUGAAAACUACAAACUCUGAACAUGUGGAGCUUCAUAAGCUAACCGAAUGCUCUCUCAGAAGCUGAAGGUGCUUAAGUCAUUCUAAUCUUUGAAUAUGUGACGAUUAGGUGGUGUUCACACACAGACACACACACACUCUCGCUCUCUC
Messenger RNA from Sinocyclocheilus grahami, 781 nucleotides. Its product is annotated as fibrillin-1-like. The coding region runs from base 1 to 618 and encodes 205 amino acids. The transcript is spliced from 3 exons. The record is from RefSeq and is a predicted model, not a curated record. NCBI's taxonomy places the organism in Eukaryota, Metazoa, Chordata, Actinopteri, Cypriniformes, Cyprinidae.